Patiria miniata (bat star) is the source of this 954-nucleotide messenger RNA. RefSeq lists its product as uncharacterized. Bases 1 to 954 code for a protein of 317 amino acids. Gene Ontology annotation, molecular function: nucleic acid binding. The transcript has a single exon. Lineage: Eukaryota; Metazoa; Echinodermata; Asteroidea; Valvatida; Asterinidae. The record is from RefSeq and is a predicted model, not a curated record.
AUGACGGAGAUGUUUAACCGCACACUACUCUCCAUGCUGGGAACUCUGGAGCCAACCAAGAAGGUGGACUGGGCCAUGUACGUGGAGUCCAUGACACACGCUUAUAACAGCACAAGACAUGAUUCAACUGGCUACUCCCCUUUUCAUCUCAUGUUCCUGCGAGGUCCGAGGUUGCCAGCUGACCUCAUCAUUGAACCAGUAGAGUCCCCAGACACAGCUCAAGCAGAUGGAUCUCACCAUGGAUACGUACAGCGACUGAAGAGGCACAUGCUGGAGGCCUACCAACAGGUCAACACUGCGGCAACAAAGGCACGCAUGAAGCAGAAGGUCAAUUACGACAAGAAAGUUAGAGAAGCUCCAGUGCAGCUGGGCAGCAAAUUGCUAGUCGCCAACAAGACGCCACGUGGAAAGGGGAAGCUACGAGACAACUGGGAGGAAAUCCCUUACGUGGUUAUACGGAAGCUCCAAGGGUUCCCGGUGUACACAGUCCGUCAGAUGGGCUCUAGGAAGACGCGCACACUUCAUCGUGACAUAAUCACAGCGUGCCCAUUCGAUGUGCCUGAAGAAGAAUCCAAGUCUACACGGCCAGAGGAAAUUGCAGAAGCAGCCCCCACACUGAGUCACUCCAAGUCAGAGGGUCUUCCUGGGGACUGCAAUCCAAACACCAAGGUGUCGACUGAAGAUGAGCCUCUGCAGUCUGGGACGGAAAGCAGCGCAACCCGCCAGUCUGUGCCCGAUACCGCAAGUGAAUAUGAAGCAAGUGAUGAAUCUGACAGCUCAAGUACUGAUGACGAACCGCCUCCAGCAGCGUAUAAUCUUAGGAGAAAUAUCAAAUUCCCCAAUAGACUAGGAAACUGGUGCCGAGAAGUGGCUUAUAGUGACUGUUUAGCAUUGUUGAGGACAACAAUGGAUUUAACCAGUGGUGAGUGUAAGGAGGAGAAAUUCAUUAGUUAG